GGCAGAGUGGUAGGUGGACGCGUGGGAUGCACAGCUGGAUCCGCCCAAGGUACCAAGUGAAGAGGUGGCGGCAGAAGCUCUCGCUAUAUGUACAUGUGGGGGCAUAAAUGGCUGGGAAUGGGUGGCCAAAGUGCCAAAAGUGCAGAAGCCCAGGCCCACCCAUGGCCAAUGCAGGCAUGCUGCACAAACGGGGCAUGCUACCUACGGAUGAUCACGAGUCGCCGCCGUAUUUCCCACAUGAACUGCAGCCUGCACGCCUCUGGGGACGUGCGUAUGAGACGUCAUCUCGCCGUCCCACUGCAUCCAUGCGCUGCGGCCCUGUCCUAAGCCGGAUGCAACCACCGCUGCCGCUGCUGCCGCCACGACGCCCACGGUUCCUGUUGGGCCCGUUGGACGACUGCUGCGCUUCGACGCUGGGCAGGCCCUUCCGGUUC
Molecule: messenger RNA, 434 nt
Organism: Tilletiaria anomala UBC 951
Lineage: Eukaryota; Fungi; Basidiomycota; Exobasidiomycetes; Georgefischeriales; Tilletiariaceae
Exons: 1
Coding region: 88-327 (79 amino acids)
Source: RefSeq, a predicted model, not a curated record